GAAACUCAGACGCAGUCGUUUCAGUAGUCAACACCAAUUGCGAUUUUACAUUCAGCUGUAGUUCGACUCGAGCGGCUAUGGCCACAUAUCCUCCCUCCGCCACCGCCGGAGCCGCCGGUGCAACCUCGACGCCAUCGAAGAAACGACAGCUUUCCUUAUUUGAGCUGCCGUCUGACCUCUUCGACUCCUGCCGCCUCCUUCCUUCUCCAAACUCCCCUACUGUCGGUUUGCUCUCUCACCACCUCGGCGCCGCCGUCAUCUCCGGUCCCCUAAACCUAGCGGAGAGCGAUGAGGGAGAUCAUGGUAUUGCCACCAAAAACGAUGCUUCCCUCUCCCGGUGGACUUGCAACACUUGCAAGGCCGAGUUCGAGUCCCUCCAGGACCAGCGCUCCCAUUUCAAGUCCGACAUUCACCGGAUCAACGUAAAGCUGAGCAUUGCUGGAAAGGAGAUUGUGAAGGAGGAUGACUUUGAUGAGUUGACAUCCGAUGCUUUCCAAGACUAUGAUAUAUCAAGCAUAUCUGGGUCGGAAGAUGAAGCUGAUAAAGGAUCCUCCACGCACAGUGAUGCGUAUUGGAGAUCCGUUGAAGCUUUUAAGCAAAAGAUUUUUCUUCACCUUCAGGGUGGAGAGAGAGUCUCAAUCUGGAAGUCUUUGCUUCUCAAUGAGUCCGAAGAUGUUUCAUUUGACAACAAUACUACGACUGAAGUGAUCAAGAGACUGAAAGAUCUAACUCAUGAGCCGAGGGAUGGUACCCGUUUGAGAGUUGUGUUGCUUGCGAGUGGAGGACACUUCGCUGGGUGUGUCUUUGAUGGUAAUGCGGUUGUAGCUCACAAGACAUUCCACAGAUAUGUCGUGAGGGCGAAGGCGGGUAAGAAGCAGUCACUUAAUGAUGCAAGUGGUAGAUUUGCUCAUUCUGCAGGAGCUUCACUUCGCCGUUACAAUGAGCUUAAUUUAAAGAAGGAUAUUCAGGAUCUACUUGCCAGUUGGAAGCCUUAUUUUGAUGCUUGUAGUUGUGUUUUCAUCCAUGCACCGUCCAACAAUCGGCACCUUCUUUUUAGUGGGGACAAGCAGAGUUUUAGCCAUGCUAAUUGCUUCAUAAGGAACGUACCGGUGAAUGUUCGAAGGCCUACUUUCAAAGAAGCCAAACGAAUAUACAGCCAGUUAACUCAGCUCAACAACGAAGUAUAUGAAGAAGAGGAAAUUCCAUCAAUUGCCAAGGAUGACUUGCUGCCAAGCCCUGGCAAAGAUGAAUUAGUUGAUAAGCUGGAUUGCGACGAUACAAAUGACACUUCUUCAAGUGCCCAAAAGAUUGAAAAUAUGAUUUCGAGUGAAAGCGAUAAUAAUGGUCCCAUAGGGAUAUCGACUCCCCUACAUGAAGCUUCACGAUCAGGGAAUACUGCUCAAGUUCUGGAACUCCUAGAGCAGGGUCUUGAUCCUUGCGCUAAGGAUGAAAGAGGUCUGACACCUUACAUGCUGGCGAAUGAGAAAGAAGUGAGGAAUAUUUUUAGACGGUUUAUGGCCUCAAAUCUUGAGAGGUGGGAUUGGCAUGCUGCUAAGGUGCCCAGUGCAUUGACCAAGGAAAUGGAGGAGUCUCAAGCUGCUAAGCAGGCAGAGAAAGAUGCGAAAAGGAAAGCCAGAGCAAAAGAACUGAAGAAACUGCGUAAAGCAAAAGAAAAGAAAGCUCAGGCUCAGGCAGUGGCUUCUGAAACAGUUGCAACAUCUGUUGAAGGGACUUCUCUCUCAGUUAAGGGACAAUCUCAAUCUAGCAGUAUUACACGUCAGAUUUCCAAAGAGGAGAGUCUGAGGGCAGCGCAGGCCGCUGAGCGAGAAAAACGGGCGGCUGCUGCUGAGAGGAGAAUAGCUGCAGCCCUUAGCAGUGCUCAAGCCAAUGGAAAUGGAACCAGCAGUUCACAUCACAGAACAGUUUCCGCUGAUGGUACAAAUUGCUCCUUUUGUAGAGACUCCUUAGCUGGUAAAGUUCCAUUUCAUCGCUAUAACUACAAGUACUGCAGCACCACUUGUAUGCAUUUGCAUCAGGAAAUUCUUGAGCAUGAAUAGUUAUUUUAGUUUUUUUCCUCAAUUUACAGUAUCUUUAUAAAUUUUGAAAGAAAUUACACAGGUUUCUCUUUAAAAAUUUAGUCAUCAUUGGAUAUGUUGCUCGUGCCAGAUACAAGGAUACACUAUCCAAUUCACGGAGGGGUUAUAAUUGUUAAUAUGAUUCAAGCCCUUUUUAUCUAUUUAUUUAUUAAUGGAGUGAGAUUCUUCGUACA
This is a messenger RNA of Punica granatum (pomegranate), 2269 nucleotides long. The record is from RefSeq and is a predicted model, not a curated record. NCBI's taxonomy places the organism in Eukaryota, Viridiplantae, Streptophyta, Magnoliopsida, Myrtales, Lythraceae.